AUAAAUUAUUUUUGUUGCAGCAUCGUCCCUGGGAGCCGCUAUUACUAUGCCGAUCUGCGGUUUUCUCAUCGCACACUUUGGCUGGGAAUCUGCCUUCUACUUCACUGGAAUAAUCGGCUUGAUGUGGUCUGUGGCCUGGUUCGCGGUGGUCUACGACACUCCCGCGCAACACCCUCGCAUCUCGGAGGCUGAGAGGAACUUCCUUAUGAAGGCGCUGCCACAGGACAACAACACUAAAGGGCACAUGCCAGUCCCCUGGAAGAGUCUGAUACUGUCAGCGCCGGUAUGGGCCAUCAUAAUCACCCAUGGCGCCUCGGUGUUCGGAUACUUCACCGUGGUCAACCAGCUGCCCACCUACAUCGAGAGCAUCCUGCAUUUCAACAUCAAGCACAACGGUCUGCUAUCCUCGCUGCCUUACCUGGGCAAGUACCUGUGCGCGCUGGCUUCCUCCGUGCUCGCCGACCACCUACGCCGCAGCGGGCGGCUGUCCACCACUGCUGCGAGAAAACUCUUCACUGGCUUCGCUGUCGGACUGCCGGGCGUGAUGAUGCUAGCUCUGGUAGCUUACGGGCAGGAGCGCGUGUGGUCCAUCGCCAUCUUCACGGCGGCGCUUACCAUUAACGGCGCUGUUACGGCUGGCUACCUCGGCAACGGGCUUGAUAUUGCUCCUAACUUCAGCGGCACAAUCUUCGGUAUGGCCAACACGCUGUCGUCGUUUGGCGGCUGGCUGUCCACCUACAUGGUCGGUGAACUUACCAAAGAAAAUAACACCCUCGAGCAAUGGAAGAUAGUUUUCUACAUCCUCUCGGGUACCUACGUGCUUGGAGCGCUAUGCUUCACGUGCCUGGGCUCCGGCGAGCUGCAGCCGUGGAACUCGCCGCAGAAGCCGAUCUCCAGGGAAGACGAGCCUCUGAACGAGGAAAAGGCGUGAAGAGGAAACGGUAGGGGAUGUAACACCAUACAGAUACGGAGGACCCAUCGUUCGUUCGUUCGUUUCAGCCGAAAGACGUCCACUGCUGGACAAAGGCCUCCCCCAAGGAUUUCCACAAAGACCGGUCCUGCGCCCUCGCAUCCAGGCACCUCCCGCGACCUUCACCAGAUCGUCUGUCCACCUAGUGGGAGGCCUGCCCACGCUACGUCUUCCGGCUCGUAGUCGCCACUCAAGAACUUUCCUGCCCCAGCGGCCAUCAGCUCUUCGAGCUAUGUGCUCCGCCCAUUGCCACUUGAUUUUAGCGAUUAUGCGGGCGCAUACCAUACGGAGGACCCAUACUACGGAUUACAAGUCACUCAUAAUACUUUUUACAUAAUGGAUUUAUUUAUUUACAUCUCGAUAUCUUUACAGGAUGUUUUAACCAACGUUCAGUCUUUCACUAUGGGAUCUCUGAAAUCACAAGAAAAAAUCGACUGUAUAAUACAAAAUUUAUUUUUUGACCCCUAUGUAAAUAAUAUUCCUGUUAUGUGUUACCAUAUGGGUCACUUUAAAAUUAGGGAUUGAUGGAGAAAACGGGCAUUAGUUACUUAGAGUCGGUCCCAUAUUGAAGUUGUUUAUGUUCAUGAGUAAAACAUCCUGUAAAAAUAUUGAAACGGUAAAAAAACAUUCAGCUUUUAAUAUUUAUUAAUUCAUAUCCUUUCAGUUCAGUUUCAUGAAUAUCUAUUGGACAUAAUGUUUUUUUUAUACAAAUUACGUAUUACCGAGUUUAAUGACAUUAUUGUGGUUUGAACCAAUUUUUAAUAAAUAUGAGUAAUAUAGAAUGUUUCCUUACCUAUCUGUAAAUGGUGUUACAAACCCAUCUGUUUAGAUAUCUCAAAGCCCGAAGAAACUACAGCUAAUGUCUAAAUGGAUAAAUAAUAGUGUUUAAGUUUCCCCUGGAUCGGUGAAAAAGACUGGGUGAAAGAGAUUUGCCAGCCGUGUCAUAAUAAAUAAGUAAAUGAAUAUUUUUAUUACUUUAAUUAGGUUUACUUUGUAAACUAAUACUUUUAUAACGGUUGCUGUUCUACUACCUAAGAAUACUUGAUUAAAACUUAUAUUUUUUAUUUAUGAAUUCUGCUACCACUGUUUAUUUCAAAAAUUUUAAAAAUACCUAUGGCAAGGCUGAGAAAUCUCGAAACUACAUAUUGGUUUUGUAACAGUACUUAUACGAGUAUUGCUACAAAACUAAGGCAGUGUUGACUGGGGUUUUGUUAGUUAGCAACAAUACCCCAGUUAUAUCUGUACCUAAUGUUAUUAUUGCGACAAAAAUACCAAUUUUAAUUUGUAUUUCCUCUUCGGUGUAUUUGUCACAGCAAUAGCAUAGAAAAAGUAAAAAAAAAAAAACAAAAAAAGGCUGUUAACGUAUAAAUUGUGAUGUAUUUAUAUAACGUGCCGGCUUGCGCAAUGGACACUCGAUAACGCGCCGAUUUGUAUAGCUCUACCCACGCGCGUAACGUCGAAAUCUAUGGCAUAAUUGUACCAAACCAUUUGUGUCAAAUUGCAUACUUGUACGCGUUUUGUAUACAAUUUCCUUAACUAGUAAAACAUGUAAAAGUAUUUGUACAAAAAACAUUUUGCUGAGUUACUAAGUUAAAAAUUUACAUUUGUAACUCCAAAACCAUCGAUUUCAGAUGAAUUAUUACAUAACUUCAUUAAGAAAAUCCAUCAAGCGUGUGUAGCUACGCUAUAGAAAUCGGCACUUCGAUUUGUAACGGUGAUUCUGUGAAACCCGACUCAUCGUUUUGAAUAUUAGAGUUAAGUUUCAAGAAAUCGUAUUGUGUAAUGUUGUUGACCCUAUACGCUUUGGGUUUUUGGCGCGUGGAUAUGUCGACAAGUUCAAUAAAGUGCGUAAACACAAUCUCAAACAGUAUUGAAAUAGGUAUUUAUAAUUCGAAUAGAUACAAUUGCAUUCUCUCAUAACAUUCGAUCACCGAUCACACACUUUAUUGAACCAGUAUUUCGUAUCCAUGUGCUAUGUUUUGUUGCAAUGCGAGCUCGUUGUAAUACGCUUUCAACCGACGAUGUUAAAUGAUGCCUAAAGUCGGUGUAAGUAUUUUUAAUUAACUUUUGAGAAACUAGUUCGUGACAAAAGUCGAUUAAAAAUACUUGCCUAUCAUGCGCUUUACGCAUAAAUAAAUGAUUUAUGUUAAUGUAGUCGGUUUGUAGGACGCCGCGACUUGCUCGGAGCAUGAACUGAUAGGUAGUAGGUAGCGCGAAUUAAAGGGACCAAACUAAGGGCAACAAACAACGCUUAUUUAUAGUAGGGAAUAUACUUCCCACUGCAACAGCAGAACCGUAGCAAACAUAUUUUUCUACUAUAAAACUAGCGAACAACUACAUAAGAUUUCUUGUUUUAUCUACAAUUAAGUAUUUUAACUAAGUAUCAAUUUAUUUAUUUUUCUACUAUAUCGAAAGUUUAGGAAAAUUCUGAGCCAUUCUAGUUUACCAGUGGACGGUCGGAACGUGUCCAUAGACAAGUCUCGAUUCUUUUACCGUAAGACAUAGAUAUUAAGAUUAAGCCAUGUUCGCACCUAGCUUUAUUACAAGGGACAAUGCAUUGUUAUAUUGUGCAUUUCGACAGCUGUGAUAAAGAGAUUUGUCUAUGGCCUGCACAUAUAGUGUUGUUAAUGUUUAGAGCUCGCAUAUUUUAGAUCCCUCGCGUUUUUGGAAAAUGAAUCUAUACGGCUAUUAGUAGUUCCUAAAUUACGAUCAGUAUUUAGAAAGGUUUCGUUUCGCUCCGUUCCCCGGGCGGGCCUCUUCCAACGGUUGCAGGGUAUACGUCCAAUGAGUACAUUAUGCAAGCAUAACUAAGCUCGCGCGUCUGUGGGAACGAUUAAUUCUUAUAAAUAUUAGGUAUUAUUCAUUAUUUAUAUUAAUAUUUAAUUAAGGAAACGUGUCAAGUAUUUGUACUACUUUUCAUGUAACUACUUUCGAAAUUGUAUUUUUAUCGUAUUAAAAACACUUUUGAGGUAGUUUCUUUAGUUAGGAAAUGACACAUCACUCAAAUUACGGUCGUUAAUGAACAAAUAAUUUGAUUAAUUUAAUUUAUAUCUGACAUAUCCGAGUUAUUUAAUUUAUUAUAAUGCCAUGUUAAUUUAAAAAUAUUUUAAGUAUUUCAUGUUUUACUUCGUCUCAGUACUAGUGCAUAAAGUCGAUAAUCUUAUUAUAUGUAAUAAUAUUCUUGUGGAAAACUAUGAUAGUGUUUAUCGCCAAUGAGAUCUUUUGUAAUAGUUUACCGUGUUAAUUGCAUUAUCAUUAACUAAUUUUAUGUAUUUGCAUUAUUUAUAGGCAAUAGUCAACGUCAGGUUUACUUCACGCAAGUAAAUGCUGACAAUUUUAAUUACUACAUUGUGUUACUUAAUAAAUGCGUAACAUACUUUUUAAUCAAAAUACCCGUCGUACUGAAAUACCCGUCGUACUGAGUUAAUUACUUUUCAUCACAAAGUAACGUAAGACACUCGACCUUUAGAAUCUAACACCUCACUUCUCAAAAUUAUCAUUAAAGGUUUUCGUAUAGAUAGAGGUAGGUACUUACCUACUGGAAAGUAAAGUAGAGAAUGAAAUAAGUAUAAUGUAAUGAAAUCGUUCUUGCUGACUGCCAUCGCUGUUUUCGUUGCGCUAUCGAUACAGUUUAGAUAAUCAAAUCAUGGCCCAUUAAAUGAUACCCAUGUGUUUAUCGAUAUAGUAGAACACCUCUAAAA
This is a messenger RNA of Ostrinia furnacalis (Asian corn borer), 4671 nucleotides long. RefSeq names its product sialin. The transcript has 7 exons. Gene Ontology annotation, cellular component: membrane. Bases 47 to 931 code for a protein of 294 amino acids. The record is from RefSeq and is a predicted model, not a curated record. NCBI's taxonomy places the organism in Eukaryota, Metazoa, Arthropoda, Insecta, Lepidoptera, Crambidae. Gene Ontology annotation, biological process: monoatomic anion transport; transmembrane transport. Gene Ontology annotation, molecular function: transmembrane transporter activity.